Molecule: messenger RNA, 2460 nt
Organism: Pieris brassicae (large cabbage white)
Lineage: Eukaryota; Metazoa; Arthropoda; Insecta; Lepidoptera; Pieridae
Product: putative transporter svop-1
Exons: 11
Coding region: 39-1532 (497 amino acids)
Biological process (GO): transmembrane transport
Cellular component (GO): membrane
Molecular function (GO): transmembrane transporter activity
Source: RefSeq, a predicted model, not a curated record
AUGUGUUUGGUGGUACUAGAGUAAAUUGUGCGUGGGACAUGGCGAAAAUAAAUACGAUAACCUUCGAGGAGGCUUUGUCUAUGACAGGUCUCGGCAAGUUUAAUCUGAUAAUGUUUUUGCUAAGUGUGCUGGUGGUGACUGGGAUGGCAUUCGAGGUGUUUUCAGUGUCAUAUCUGGUACCGGCUAGUGCCUGCGAGCUUAACACCACCGUGUUUCAGCAAGGCUUGAUAGCUGGGAUGCCUUUGAUUGGUAUAAUUGCAACUUCUCACAUAUGGGGCUACCUAGCUGAUACAAAAGGUCGGCGGAAAACUCUUUUCUGGUCUAUGAUAUUUGGAUUCUGCGCAGGAUUUCUUGCUACUUUCUCAAUGAAUUGGAUCGUUCUAGCUGUACUUAAAUUUAUAUCAUCGGCUGGUCUAGCUGGUUGUUACCCUUUAGUAAUUACGUUGCUCGGAGAAACAACACCACAGAACAAGAGAUCGGUCAUUAUAGCUUUCCUUAACACGCAGUUAUUUUUGGGAUCAGGAAUUAUGGCUCUAUUGUCGAUACCCGUUUUGCGGUUGAAUUUCUCUUACUAUGUCCCCUUUUUGGGGAUAUCCAUGGAGUCUUGGAGGCUUUUGAACUUCCUCUUCUGCUUACCGUGUGCCCUCAGUGCAAUAAGCGUCUUCUUCGUUUACGAAAGCCCUAGAUACCUGUUAAAGGAGGGAAAAGAUGACGAGGCCCUUAACGUGCUGAGAGCCAUAUUUGUGAUCAACACUGGAAAGAGCCAGGAUGAGUAUGAAGUCCAAUCCGUGACACUGAAUGAAGAUGGCGCCCACGCAAAAUGUGACAGUUUGUGGGCUUCUUUCGCUUCGCAAACGAUUCCAAUGUUUAAACCGCCUCUACUGAAAAGUACAUUGCUUCUUUCGACGUUAUUUGUUAUAGCUUAUGUUGGAAUGCAGCCAUUCGUGAUAUGGAUGCCAUUCAUUGCGGAUGCAUUUAUGCGAUCUCUAGAGUCGGGUGAGAAGAGUCUCACCUUCUGUGAAAUGUUAAGAUAUUCACAGAAUCAAACCGUGACUGAGAGCAAGGAUUGCAGUUUGAAUGUCGUUGCUAUGACAUCCGUGUUUUGUGUAAGUUUGUUCUUGGCGAUCGCAAAUUCCAUCUUUAGUACCAGUGUUAAUCUUUUCGGGAAGAAGCGGCUGUUGAUUGGAUUUAUGAUGAUGUCCGGGACGUGUGCGAUUUGUAUUAACUUCUUGCAUAAUUAUAUCAUUAGUGGUAUUCUUUUCACAUUGUACAUAGUUAGCGCGAUCAACUUUAGUUUCCUAUCAAUCUACACCGUAGACAUCUACCCCACAUAUGUCAAAGCGAUGGCUGUGUGCCUGACCUUGAUGGUGGGACGUGGAAGUUCAGCUAUCGGCAUUAAUGUUUUAAAGUCGCUUCUGACUUAUGACUGUGAAUUAGCGUUCUACCUCUUUGGAGGUUUAACAUUAUGCGGUGGCCUCAUAUCGUUUCUUCUACCAACAGACAACAAAAAGCCAAAAACAGUUGAAGACUAACGUUGCAUAUCUCGUGCAUUUUGAAAAUCACAGAAUACACUGAAGUGUGAAAUUGCGGGCCGUGUAUUGUGGGACAAUGACCAGGUCCCAAAUAUUUUUAAUCCAAGAUCUUUUAGUAUCUCCAUCGAUCUCUUAUCCACGAGCAAAUAUUUAUUUAAGACACCUUACAUUCUUAAACAUAUCUUUGUGAUUGUAGUGGAAAUAAAAUUGACAAUCUAUAUUAUAACUGUGUGCAAAUUGAAAAUUUAGAAUAACGAUAAUUUCUUCGAUUUCGGCUUUAACACACUAACCGAAAAUGGUAGGCGUAAUGGCACAGGGCAUAGUAAUUAGUAAAGUUUUAACCGCUGUCGUGUAAGCACUGAGUAUAGACCGCAUAUCGUACCGCAUUUUAUUUACCAUAAUUAGUUAAGGAUCCAGUGUUUGGAGUGGGUCACACCACCGUUAAUGGUCGGUGAUAGUCUUAGGCUGUUUGAUUAUUGGAUUCAUUUUUUAUUAUACUGACACGCGACAGCAGAACCAGCGCAUAUUAUUUCACCGAGGGAGCAUCCUACAUUGUAGGCCCACACUAGAUUGUGUGUCGUCAAAGAUAUUUUUCGUGAUUAUUAAAUAUUUAACUUAAAUAUUUCGUUAGUAUUAAGAAAAUUAUUGUAAAUAAACAUGAAAGUUAAGUUAACCUGGGGUUAAUCGAGACCUGUACACAUCAGAAAAACGGACGAAAUACCUUACCAUUACUUUGUUGUGGAAUAUAUUCGGUUAUCGAUUCCAGGGUCAAAUAACCUAUGCAAUUGCUUCGCAAUCAUUUUAUGUAUUCAUGUAUUUAUUUGCAUUCCAUAACGUUACAAAAGAUGUUUAUGAGGCUUAAAGCUAGGUACAAUAUUAUGGACCCUGUUAGGACACAGCAAAAGAAGGCAUUACGAAACCUAUAUAA